CUUUGUUAUUGCAAUAUCCUUUAAUUCUCAUGCCGUUUUAUAAGGGAUAGGUCAACAAUUCUCCACUGGAAAUGAGGCAACCAGGUAUACAUCUCUGGUUUAUUUGAUCUACGAAAGCCUGUGGAGAAAAGACCUACUUACCAUAACCUAACUUACAAACUUUAAAGUUUAAAAGGCUUUAUAAUAUGUUAAAAAUAUAUAUUAAAAUUAAUAAAAUAAGUAAAGUUAAGUACUCUACUAAGAAUUCUUUCAGUCAUACAGUAUUACUGCCUAAAACACAAUUUCCACUAAAGUUAGAACGAAAUAAAUUAACAGACAGAGACGAAAAAAUAGAAAAGUCAGAACCCUUUAAUCAGUUAUAUAAUUGGCAAGAUCAACACCUGGAUAAUCCAAAAUUCAUACUACAUGAUGGCCCUCCUUAUGCUAACGGGAAAACUCAUAUGGGACAUGCCAUCAAUAAAAUUCUCAAAGAUGUUAUUUUAAGAUACAAAGUUUUAAGUAAAACAAAAGUAAAUUACAUACCUGGUUGGGAUUGUCAUGGUCUUCCGAUUGAAUUAAAAGCUUUAUCAAACAAUUCAAAGCUGGAUGCACUUGAAAUUAGAACAAAAGCUAGACAAUUUGCUGAUAAAACUAUUAAGCAACAAAAGCAAUCCUUUAUAUCAUGGGGUGUCAUGGGAGACUGGAACAAUCACUAUGAAACAAAAAACGUAAAUUACGUUAAGAACCAGCUAAAUCAGUUUUAUAAAUUGUAUGAAAAUAAUUUUAUAUAUAGGGCUAUUAAACCAAUAUACUGGAGCCCAUCUUCUAGAACAGCAUUGGCAGAGGCAGAACUCGAAUAUAAUGAAAAACAUGUUAGCCCUAGUGCCUAUGUUAGAUUUGAAAUAAAUAAUAUUCCUAAGGUUCCCAAUUUAAAUGAUAAAAGGGUGUAUGCGGUUAUAUGGACGACAACUCCGUGGACACUGCCCAGCAAUCAGGCAAUUUGUUAUAACAAUUCUUUAUCAUAUUGCCUAAUUAAAAAGCCUGAUCCAGAUGAUAAAGAUUUAUACAUUAUAGCAACUGAACUGUUUGAAUCUUUUUCUAAAGAAACCAAUUGUGAAUAUGAACUUUUAGGAGUACAUUCAGGAGAGAUGUUACAUGAAGCUUCAUAUUUUCAUCCUAUAUAUAAAGAGAAAGUAUGUAAUUUUUUACAUUCUGAUCAUGCUACUAGUGCUAAAGGUACAGGUUUGGUUCACACUGCUCCUGCUCAUGGCCCUGAGGACUUUCUUGUUGCUCACAGAAAUAAUAUGACAAUUAUUGAUUUAGUUAAUGAUGAAGGACAUUAUUCUACAGAGGCCGGAGAACAUUUCGUAAACAAAUUCGUCUUAACAGAAGGUAACGACAUAGUAUUGAACUUCUUAGGUGAUAACUUGUUGCACAAAAGCACCAUUGAACACAGCUAUCCUUAUGAUUGGAGAACCAAAAAACCUGUGAUAAUUAAAGCUAGUAAACAGUGGUUUCUUGACACUGAAAGAGUAAAACAUAGAGCCACUGAACUAUUAAGUGAUGUAAAAAUUAUACCAGAACACAAGAGUGAAAUGUAUAGAAAAGUUCUGAUUAAUCAGAUUCAAAAGAGGUCUUACUGGUGUAUAUCAAGGCAAAGGAAGUGGGGUGUGCCAAUACCUGUUUUUUAUGAUAAAAAUUCUGGAGAAGUUUUACUAAAUCAGAAUACAUUUAAUCAUAUUACUGACCAGUUGAGCAGACAUGGAACUGAUUUUUGGUGGACGUUACCUACUAGUGAUCUUUUACCAAAGGAAUAUACAGAAAAUGGUUUAGACUAUGAAAAGGGCCAGGAUAUUUUAGACAUUUGGUUUGACAGUGGAAUUUCGUGGUCAAGUGUUUUGGAAGAACCUCAAAUAGCUGACUUGUACUUAGAAGGUGUUGAUCAGUUUACAGGAUGGUUUCAGGCUAGUUUACUGACAUCUGUAGCCUUAAGAGACAAGGCACCAUAUAAGGCGAUAUUUGUACAUGGAUUUGCUGUGGACAAAAACGGUGUGAAAAUGUCAAAAUCUUUGGGAAAUGUCGUUGAUCCGGAGGAAGUUAUAAGGGGUAAAAAAGGAAACAAUGCUUAUGGAGUUGAUACUCUCAGAUGGUGGGUGGCAUGUCAUGCAAAUCAAGUGUCAUUAGCGUCAAUUAGUGACAACAUCUUAACCCGAUCUAAAGAUGAAGUACAAAAAAUUCGUAAUACAAUGAGGUUUUGUUUGGGAGGUCUGAAUGGGUAUGAAUAUGAUGGCACAGAUGAGGAAAAUUUGUUGCUUAUUGAUAGAUACAUGUUACACUUGCUGUCUGAAUAUUCUGAAGAGAUUAAAGAACACGUAGAAUCAUACAAUUUCCAUCGUAUCAACACUUCUUUGCUCCCGUUUCUAACCAAUCAAAUAUCUGCCCUAUACUUCACGGCAAUCAAGGACAGACUAUAUUGUGACCCUGAAAAAGGCUCAGCCAGAAAAUCGGCUCAGUACACUUUACUACAGAUAUUUCAUACAAUUACCCGAAGCGUAGCUGGUAUCGUUCCAUAUUUAGCUGAGGAAUUGUAUGCUCAUUUGCCUCAGAAAAGUUCUGAGUCAUAUUUUACCAGUCCUAAAUACGAGCCAAGCGAAAGCUGGAAGAAUCCUGAGUUAGAAGAAGCUAUGAAUUUGAUUUUAGAUAUCAGAACGGAAAUAAAUAAAACGUACAGUAAUGCUAAUACGCUUCAUUUGGAUGUUUUGGUGGAGUUAGAAGAUAAAAAAUAUCAAACACUUACGAACUUAAAUGAAAAAGUUAAGUUAGAGGAGCAGCUUAAGGAUAUUUUUCAAGUGUCACACGUUACUAUACAGGGUGGUUUGGAUGACCAAGUAGGACUUAAAGUGACAGGAUACCAAAGCAAGCUUCAUAGUUGUCCCAGAUGUAGAUUAUUACAGUCUAGCAUAGAGAACGACUUGUGUGGAAGAUGUCAAUUUGUGCUGAAUGAACUGAUCGUUAAUAAAAAGUUUGUUGCUAGUUAAACAA
This is a messenger RNA of Sitophilus oryzae (rice weevil), 3021 nucleotides long. It is a transcript of the gene IleRS-m, whose product is annotated as isoleucine--tRNA ligase, mitochondrial. The transcript has 15 exons. Lineage: Eukaryota; Metazoa; Arthropoda; Insecta; Coleoptera; Curculionidae. Gene Ontology annotation, biological process: isoleucyl-tRNA aminoacylation. The record is from RefSeq and is a predicted model, not a curated record. Gene Ontology annotation, molecular function: tRNA binding; ATP binding; aminoacyl-tRNA deacylase activity. Gene Ontology annotation, cellular component: cytosol. Bases 186 to 3017 code for a protein of 943 amino acids.